This is a messenger RNA of Adineta ricciae, 441 nucleotides long. NCBI's taxonomy places the organism in Eukaryota, Metazoa, Rotifera, Eurotatoria, Adinetida, Adinetidae. The record is from the annotation of a GenBank genome assembly.
AUGGAUACCAUAUCAUUGAUUAUUCUUUUGAGUGUGAUCAUUCCGGUAGCGGUGGCUAUUGUUAUUUGUAUCCUUAUGUAUCAUUCUCAUCAAUGCCAGAAUCGCAAAUCGCACCGACCAACAAACUCGAUGGGACGUUUUCGUUGUCCGCGUGGUCGGAUCGUUCGGGAAAACUAUGCAAUCGAUGUAGCAACUGUUUACCGCGAUCAACAGCAGCAUCGACUCCGUGAACGCUUACCGAUCUCAGAACAAUCUCCACCCUCGUACACUAGCUCAAUGUAUCAAACAAGACGAAAACAAUUACCGUUAUUUUCACCAAUUCGCGUCAUACCAACUAUACACGUGACAGUGCCAAUGAACACACCGUCGCCUACGUACUCAACGAUGCCACCGACAUAUUCCGAAAUCUUCUUAACACCUCAAACAGCAAUGAAUGGAUGA